AGUUCAUAUCCAUAUCUUUUGAGUAUAGUUAUAUUUUGUUGUUAAGUUUUUUUGGUUCUCCUCAUUGCCUGACUGUCCCUGACAAGCACCCAACACAGAAGUUAUCGCCUGUAAUGACCUGUACAAUUCACAUUGCUUAAAUAAAUUCAUAUAUACAUUAUAAACUGCAUUCACAUAUUGACAGGAAUAGCUCACACAGGUGUCACAAGCCAGCUCUUUGCCCGAGACAAAAAGGAGGUGAGAUACUGGUGUUCAUGUCAAAGUAUGACCAUCACUUGUGCCAGCAGUGAAUGGAUGAGUGAGAAGUGUGUGUGUGCUGUCAGGAUAAACAUAAAAGAAACACACAAAACAAACCCAGUCAGAUGCCGGCCUAGGAGGAGAGAGAGAACAAAAGACUGAUCCGUCCUGGCUAAAUAAGCUCUGAAGACACGAAGACCAGAAAAAUACCAGCUUGCUGGCAGUGGAAAAUUCCCAGACCAGUCGUCAAAUCACAAAGACAAUAUCCUAUUGUAAAGGCGGAAAUGAUGUCCAUCUACAUUAUCAUCGCAGGUCUGACAACUACAGCUCUGGCAAAUGGGGCUUUGAAAUGCAAUUUAUCUGAACCUACUGGAGCUCAGCGGUGUUUUGGAGCACUUGCUGAGCCGCUGACCUUUUACCUGCCCAACGGCGAAAAUAAAAAAUUGAUGUUGACAAAGAACCACAAAAAAAGAAUUUUUAAAAUACUCAAUAAUGCAGUAGCAUCUAUAGAUAAGGAAUACCAUCGCUCUGCAUUCUUCUCAAAUGGAACUUUUAAGCUUGAGAAGGCAACAAAACAAGACUCUGGACAUUACCAGUUGGAAACAUAUAGAGCUACUGAUGGUGUGUUAUUGCACAAAAUCAACAUGUCUCUAGAAAUACAAGCUCCAGUGUCAAAGCCAGUUGUUUCUCAGAUGUGUCUGUCAUCAGAACAGAUGAUCAUCAACUGCUCCUCUGAAGGAGAUGGAGUAGAGUUAAUUUUCACUUUGGACGGUUAUUCACUGAUACAGACCAGAUCCCACUGCCAGACAAACUGGACUGCAGUCUCACAAUCACCGGCUGGGGAUGCAGCUAAACAAGACAAAUUCAGUGGUUCAAAUGUUAGCAUGAACUUAUACGGUCAGCUUACUGGAAACUUGAUGUGUCAAGUUAGAAAUAGUGUCAGCAGAAAUAAAACUGUUCUCCAGCUGACAAGCUGCAAAGGUUUCAUUUCUCACUCCUGCCAUGUGACUAUGGCUGUGAUUGCAAGUGCUGCAACUCUACUGCUCCUUCUGGCUCUGUUUCUUGGUAUCAAAUAUUUUAAUAAGAAAACAAGACCCAUGACUAUUACUGAAGAUAACGCUGAAGAUGAAAUUGUCUAUUCAGAUGUUAGAGUGAUGAAGCAUACAAGGAAAAGCAGACCCAACUUGGAUCAAAAUGCCCUAUGACCUAACCUUAACAUUGCCUACCAAAAAAAAACAUGGGAUCAUUGACUUUGAGUCUUUAAAAAAUAAAUAAAAGUAACUUUCACUUGCAGACAUGGUAACAACAAAGUUUUGGUUCAUAUUGUUCAGUAUUUUCAGUGGUCUUGAAAAAUACCCAUUGCAGGUGAUGUACAUAUUUUCUCUCUGUGCAGGAAGUUAAAUUUGUCAACAUCUACUAUGGACUAAAGUACUUCCGAUUUCUACUUAAUAUCUGAGUUACUGUUAAAAAAACAUGUUAAAUUUGUUUUUCAUACAUCAUUCAUUCAUGGACGUAACAGUGCUUUUUGUAUACUUUUAUUUUAUUUUCAGUCACCUUUGUAAUUUUAAUGUAAUUGUGUACCAUUGUAAAUAAACACUGAUAUGAUUUAAACAU
Micropterus salmoides (largemouth bass) is the source of this 1851-nucleotide messenger RNA. RefSeq lists its product as uncharacterized. The coding region runs from base 522 to 1442 and encodes 306 amino acids. The record is from RefSeq and is a predicted model, not a curated record. NCBI's taxonomy places the organism in Eukaryota, Metazoa, Chordata, Actinopteri, Centrarchiformes, Centrarchidae. The transcript has 7 exons.